Messenger RNA from Ectocarpus sp. CCAP 1310/34, 3514 nucleotides. The record is from the annotation of a GenBank genome assembly. NCBI's taxonomy places the organism in Eukaryota, Phaeophyceae, Ectocarpales, Ectocarpaceae.
GCGCACCACACCUCCGCUCUUCCAUUGUUUUUCAUCAACGUCCAACAACAACAUGGCAGAGCCGCCGUCGCCCCAGCAGCAGCAGCAGCAGAUCCCGCCGCCACGAACCGGCACGACGCUUCCCUUUAUCUGGCCGCCUCCACACCACCUGCAAACCCCUCCCCCCUUCGAAGAGCCGGUGCUGCCCUUCCCGCCUCCGGAAAGCCUUCUCGUCAGAGAAACCAAGCUCGACGCUCUCAGGUGCGAAGAGCCAGACAAGCAUCAGGGGCAACAGGUGUACGACUCCCUCACCCGACCUCCACGGGCUGGCGUCAACUAUGCGCAAGCUCGAGGGGCAACAGCGGACGAAGACAUGCCCCGGUGGUAUUCGCCUACAGGCCCAGAAGAUGACACCGUCAUGUUCGAGUCGCGCUUCGAAUCGGGAAACCUUAGGAGUGCCGAGAGAAUAGGCGAGUCGGAGUACAACCUCCAGCUAGCCUUCGACAUCAAUACGGACAGGCAUACCCAGUGGUUCUACUUCCGGAUGUCCAACAUUAGGCGUGGCCGGCCCUACAAGCUCAACAUGCAGAACCUCAUGAAGACCGAGGCGGUGUACAACCUUGGCAUGCAGCCGCUAGCUUACUCCGAGUCGCGUGCGGAGCAAGAAGGCGUUGGGUGGUAUCGGACGGGGUCUGACGCGUGCUACUUCAAGAAUCAGCUCAUGAGGGCGGGGCUGAAGCCGUUUUGGACCCUCACCUUCACCGUCCAGACAUCCUUCGACCAAGACACGCUCUACUUGGCGCACUGCUUUCCCUACAGAUACUCGGACCUGCAGCAGUACCUGAGCAAGAUACAGGCUUCUCCCCUUGGGGCUUGCAGUGCUAUACGGAGGAGGCGUCUCUGCGAGACCUUGGCCGGGAACGAGUGCGAUCUCCUCACCAUCUCUACCCCCGGGGGUGAUCACGCCAACAAGAAGGGGAUCGUUAUCUCAGCUAGGGUUCAUCCCGGCGAGACUAACGCCUCCUGGAUGAUGAAGGGGGUCUUGGACUACUUGAGCUCCGACUGCCAUUGUGCCGUCGCCUUGAGGGACAAGUUCAUCUUCAAGAUCGUGCCUAUGCUAAACCCUGACGGUGUUGUCGUGGGGAACUACCGCUGCUCGCUCGCGGGGGGCGAUCUCAACCGCCAGUACGAUAACCCGAAACGGGAGCUCUUCCCCGAAGUCCUACACCUUAAGCAGAUGAUCUCCAACUUCGGCAUCGGGAACGAGGUGUUGCUGUACGUGGACCUGCAUGGCCAUUCCAAGAAGAGCAACAUCUUCAUGUACGGCGUGGAGAACCCCACCGAUGAGGCCCUGUACAUGCGAGAGCGAAUCAUUCCCACCCUUCUCCACCAAGCCAGCCCAUUCUUCAACUUUGCAGACUGCACCUUCGACAUCGGCAAGGGCAAGGAGGGAUGCGGCAGGGUGGUUGUGAGAAAGCAGCUCGGCAUCGUCAACGCCUACACCAUGGAGGCUAGCUUUAUGGGGGCAGAUCAGGGCGAGUUUCAGGGCAUCCACUUCCACCAGGGGCACUACGAGGCCAUGGGCCACUCCCUGUGUGAAGUUCUGCUAGACUUGGUAGACACGGACCAGAGCAAGGUCGAGGGUAUCGUCCGACGUUACAGGGAAAAGUGUCCCAUCGACCAGUCGCGAGUGGUGUCAAAGCGAGACGACUACGGUAACGGCGACAGCAGCAACAGCAGCGCAAGCUCCUCCUCAGACGAUGACAACGACUCAGAUAGCGGACGCCGUCACCAUCACCGUAACCACAAUCGACAACGCCAAGUCACCAGGCCGUCAUCCUCCAAGCCUUCCACCCCGACCGGUCGAGAAAGCGGCGCGGGUGAUAACGGCAAGUCGCGACCAGGCCCUCGGCCUGCUUCUUCUUCCGCCGAGAAAAAUGGCACCCCUCGACAGAACGGCAGCGGCAACAAGGACGAGGGCAAGGGGGGAACUCCAAGGGGCGCGCUUGCCAAGAGCAAGAGCGUCACCGAGCAGCGUACACCACCAACAGUGACAAAGACAGCGGUCCCGCCGAAGAUCACCCCCACCCCCGUCGCCCGACACAGCAAGGCCAUCGUCCCUACCCCGCAGAAAUCCACGCCUUCGGCGAAAGCGACGAAACCGGAUACCCCCAAAGGUUCUUCCAAGGCUGCCGGUGAAGGUGCUGCCGGAAAGAACGCCUCUUCGAAAAACGCCUCUUCGAAAACUGGCGGCCCCGCGAAUGCCACCGCCGCGUCCUCUUCCGCGGGCAGCAAAACUUCCGGCGGCGCUAGAGAGAAGGGUGCCACGGCCGGCAACGCGGCUAAGGAGAGGAGUAAGACAGCAUCAUCGUCACCGAGGGUGAGCGCGGUCACGACCGUGGCUCGGGGAGAGAGCCCCAAGCUGGCAGCGCCGGGGCGGUCGAAAUCGAUCUCGGCGGGGGGAGGGGGUCCCAAGCGGUCGAAAAUCGCGGGAGUGCCCCCAUUAGCCCUCCCGAGAAGGAGUACCACAACUACUGCUAGCGACAAGAAGGGUUCGACAAGAAACAGCAGCAGCGCGGGCACGAAGGGUAAACCUAAGGGGGUCCCGUUGGUGGGUACGACACCCCCCCCCCCUCGAAGACCGGCGUCCUCGCCGGGCUCGCGCUCAGUGGCUAGUCCCCGACGACGGGCCACUUCAAGAGCAGACCCCCCCAAGAGGUCGCCCUCUGCACCGCCACCCAAGACCACUGGGCCGAAGCGUGCCGAGGCCAGCAGCAAUGCCACUAACAGUCGCAGCGUUGGCGCAGCGGGAGGAGGGGGCAAGGGCAAGGGGAAGGUGAAAGGAACGGCGGGAGGAGGCGGGAAGGCGGCUCCUGGUGGGACUAAGAAAGGCGAGAAGAACGAGGCCUUGCCGCUGCCGCCGCUUCGAUCCAAGUCUCAUAGUACCGCGACACAGACUGCGAGUAGGUAAAAGAGAUGCUUCAUGUAGGCAAUAGUGUAGAUACUCAGCACGAUUGAUUUAGAGCACUUGUCGGAGAAUCCAUGGGGUCGGUCGUCGUAUCGAUCAACAAAUAAGUAAGUACUAUUUUGUGUCCUAUUGCGACGGUUCGUUUUGGCGCCCGAUGUUGCCGCCGUUUGUUUCAUUUUUCUUAGACUUCCUCCAUGUUCGUGUCCGUCUCCACCACUGUGUUCGGUGCUGCUGCUGCUGCUGCUGCCGCGGUUGUCUACAUUGUACCACGACUACGUAUGGCACGCUUUCGAUCUUUUGACCUUUUUUUGUGAGGUUGGGUGCCGCCGGUGGUGCUGAGUGUUUUGUAUGCAAUCGGGUGUGGCUGCCAAUGCGACCCGCGGUGUGUUGCGACUAGAGAGAGCCUAGUGUAGGAAGGUAUGACUGCAGUCCGUGUACUUGGGAUCGAGCCUCAAUAAGUCACGUUUGUAUGGUCGGAGUGCGUUUGAAGCGGCAACAUGAGCAGAUAUCUCGCAGACUUGCGGUAAUCAAGCGAAUGGUCUUCUUGUUGACUUGUUUGGUUCGGGC